This is a messenger RNA of Scutellospora calospora, 294 nucleotides long. The record is from the annotation of a GenBank genome assembly. NCBI's taxonomy places the organism in Eukaryota, Fungi, Glomeromycota, Glomeromycetes, Diversisporales, Gigasporaceae.
AGUAUAUCGAUUAAAUUAUCUGAUGAUAAUAAAUCAAAUAAAUCUGAAAAAUACAAGUUUAAAUUUUUUCCAAGUGACACCAAGGAUGAUAUUCAUCAUGAAAUUUCGAAGGCAUUCUCCGUAGAAAGUUUUUCUUUAGUCGAUGAUAAAGAAGGUCAUAUAAUUACUGGAAAUUGGGAUUCAUUAGAAGAUAAGGCUGAAUAUAAUAUUAUCAAUCGCGAUAAUAAUUCAAACGCGAAAAGAAAUAGGUUAUCUUUAGAUAAUGAUAAUCGUCGAAUUGGAUCAGAUCAUUAA